UUGCGACGGAAGGAAGUAGUGGCGAUCCAGUCCUCCACCUCGCAGCGCGCGCGCGCGCGCGGGUCUCUCCCCGACCCCUCGAUCUAUUUAUACCACGACCAUCCCCUGACCACACUUACGUGAGCGUCACCACCGCGCAAACACGCAACCCCACCAGAGACCGGCGAGCCUCGAUCGUCCCUUUGGUUCGCGGCGAGCCGAGGCCCGGGCGCGAAGAUGUCGUGGCAGACGUACGUGGACGACCACCUGAUGUGCGAGAUCGAGGGCCACCACCUCACCUCUGCCGCCAUCAUCGGGCACGACGGCACCGUCUGGGCUCAGAGCGCCGCCUUCCCGUCGUUCAAGCCCGAGGAAAUGGCCAACAUCAUGAAGGACUUCGACGAGCCCGGGUUCCUCGCCCCGACCGGCCUCUUCCUCGGCCCCACCAAGUAUAUGGUCAUCCAAGGCGAGCCCGGCGCCGUCAUCCGCGGAAAGAAGGGAUCGGGAGGCGUCACCGUGAAGAAGACCGGACAGGCGCUGGUGAUCGGCAUCUACGACGAGCCGAUGACCCCCGGGCAGUGCAACAUGGUGGUCGAGAGGCUCGGCGACUACCUCGUAGAGCAAGGCCUGUAAAACCGAUCCAUCUCCCGUACGUCCACGGUUCAAGCAGCCAACCGCGACACAACCACCAGCACGUAGUAGUCUCUAUGCCUUAAUUUUUAGUCGCCGUCACGCAUGGGAUUGCGGUUUCCCGCACUUCUUUCCUCCCUGGCCCCGCCCGUCGCCGAUCACCCAGAGAUUUUCUUCUUCCCUUCCCCCCCCCCCCCCUGUUUGUUGGUGUCGUUUUGGCAAAUAAUUUUGUGAAUUUGUUUUCCAUUUGGGUUGUCGUCUGAGUUGUGAACCCGGAACAAUAUAUAUGUGUUUGGCAUGCUUUACUUGUAAUACGAGAAUACAUAUGUAUUUCCUACAGUCUCAUCCAAUUUUCCAAAGCGCAGCGCGAAAAUAAGGGGGAAACUACUUGAUAUUGAUUUGGACUUUUA
This is a messenger RNA of Phragmites australis (common reed), 1019 nucleotides long. RefSeq names its product profilin. Gene Ontology annotation, cellular component: cell cortex. The record is from RefSeq and is a predicted model, not a curated record. Gene Ontology annotation, molecular function: actin monomer binding. The transcript has 3 exons. NCBI's taxonomy places the organism in Eukaryota, Viridiplantae, Streptophyta, Magnoliopsida, Poales, Poaceae. Bases 217 to 612 code for a protein of 131 amino acids.